Molecule: messenger RNA, 328 nt
Organism: Cuscuta europaea
Lineage: Eukaryota; Viridiplantae; Streptophyta; Magnoliopsida; Solanales; Convolvulaceae
Source: the annotation of a GenBank genome assembly
GCAUGUUCAUUUUUUGUAACUACAACCACCACCCAUGUCAUUACAACCGCUACCUGUGUCACUGUAGCCCCCGCCCGUGUCACUGCAACCAUCGCCCGGGUCACUGUAGCCACCGUUCGUGUCACUGUAGCCACCGCCUGUGUCACUGUAGCCACCGCCCGUGUCACUUUAGUCACCGCCCGUGUCACUUUAGCCACCACCUGUGUCACUUUAGACAUCACUGGCGCCAGAUGCACUGAACUUCGCCUUGCCUCUUCCUGCCACCACUGCCAUUUGACCACAAUGGCCGCCACCGGAUCCUCCGGAAACUCCCGCCGCACAACCAUUG